Messenger RNA from Oryzias melastigma (Indian medaka), 4619 nucleotides. It is a transcript of the gene ppfibp2a, whose product is annotated as PPFIA binding protein 2a. Gene Ontology annotation, biological process: neuromuscular junction development. NCBI's taxonomy places the organism in Eukaryota, Metazoa, Chordata, Actinopteri, Beloniformes, Adrianichthyidae. Gene Ontology annotation, molecular function: protein binding. The record is from RefSeq and is a predicted model, not a curated record. Gene Ontology annotation, cellular component: presynaptic active zone.
AUGGUAACUAUAACAACAAAAAUAAAACUUCUUAUAUGAGGAUUGCAAAUAAGUUAGUCUUUGACAUCCAGGCAGAUGUAAUAGGGUGUAACAGUGCCCUCAGGAGGACAUUAUUGCGACUGCUUCUACUUUCCCUGCCAAUUCUUUCUACUUAAAAUCCCAGAGGGGACACAGAAGACUGAUUUUUUUCCGACUUAAUCAUCUGCUGCAAACUGUUCAUUUCCUUUUCCUCCUUCCCCUAGGAAAAACGGGUGACGGUCUGUUCGGCGCUCCUGUGCAGAUGGACGGCCAAGGCCACCAGUCUCCAGAAUGUGUGGAAAAGCCACCCCUCCCCCCUCAUUGGGACCCUUCUCUGGAGGCUCUUCAGCUGACUGAGGCCCUCCGGGCCCUGCUGGAGGGCCAGGAGUGCGAGGAAAAACAGGAGGCCCUUAGAAAGCAAGUCUCUCAUGAUACAGCGAGUGUUGUACUCGAAUGGCUACAAAGGACUGAAGUGAGUCUUUCAUAUCCGAAUUACACAACACUGUUCAAGAGAAAUAAAAAACACACAUUUCAACAUAAAUAUAUGGAAUACUGGGAAACUGUUGAAAAUGUUCAGUCUAGCUCUAACACUACAGAGUCCAUGGGUUUUAUUAGUUACUGUUUGAUCCUGGUCAUAAACAUCUGGAGGCUGUUUUCCUCACUGCUAAGAAAAGAGCUGGAAGCAGGAUCUAUAGUAAACACCAAAGGUAAUGAGAUCCAGAACUCCUGUUUAAAGCACAAGCAGUUCCAUUUUCCCUUUUAUAAUCUCCCCAGUUUCCUGAGUCUCCUUAGAAAAAAAAAAAAGUAUUUAUUUCAGGCAUCCCAGACAAUAUUUACUUGCUAGAGUAAAUAUUGCCACUUUUACUCUCUAACCUCCCCCCUCUACUCUGUCCUCAUCUGUGUCGUCUUUACUGAAUUCCACAUAUGAGAAGCAUGUGCUGUGAAGGUUUCCUCUCCCCUGAGCCCCUUUAGGGAAGCCAUGCGAAAUUAGCUUUGACUGAUGGGUGUUGCAAGACAGAGCACCGGGAAGACACCUUGAGAGGGAAGAGGGGACGGAGGACAGGUUUAGGAGAGAAAACACAUGCUAUGUGAAACUUGAACAGAUAUGCCAAACAAUGAAGGAAAGAGAGACAGACAAAGGGGGGGAAAAAGGCAGUUGAGACGUAGAAGAAAGGAGGGGGUUAAGAAAGGGAGUAUAGCCAACUGGCAUAGUUUGACUUUUUCAGCUCUGAAAGUCACAGGCAGCCCAGACUCCAAACCACAUGGACCUCAAGCUUUUGCAGCAGGCUCUACAACAUCACUGCCUGUGAUAGAAGCAGAUGGUAGUCAAGAGCAUUUGUUUCCUUUUGCUCUGGAUGUGUGUGCUCCUCCUCCACGGGGCUUUACAGCACAGACUAAAAUCUAUUUAAACAGUACAAUCCAGAGCCUGCCUACAAUGGGCCUGCAAUAUGGAGUAUCAUAUUGAUUUCUAUAAGCAUUUUGCCUGGCUGCGAAAGGAAAACCCACGCUCAAGCUCUAUCAGUGAGUCCUACCAAGAGAGGUUAUCGCGUCUAGAAGGAGACAAAGAGUCACUAAUUCUGCAGGUGGGUGUGCUGACUGAUCAGGUGGAGGCUCAAGGGGUGAAGAUCAACGAUUUAGAAAGUGCCUUAGCGGAGUAUCAGCACAAGCUCAACUGCACAGAGGAGAUGCUACAGCAGGAGCUACUGCGUAGAACGUCACUGGAGAACCAGAAGCUCAAUCUUAUGGGGGAGGUUUCCUUCCUGAAACUGAAGCUGUCAGACAUGGAGGGAAAGCACGACCUGGGGUCUGAGAGGCAGCAGAAAGCAAGCCUUGGAGAUCCCAGCUGACAGCAGGUGUCCAGUGGUGUGCUCACACCUUGAGGUGUCCUAUGACAGAACCUCAGGGGGAACGAACAAACUAGAAGAUGCUUCAGAUGGGCCUGAUGGGAACUCACACAGCGCGACAGAGGCUAGCACAGAUGCAGAGCAGCGGUGCCACUGCCGAGGAAAAAGUAUCUUAUUGAAGGAACUCAGGCUUCUCAAGGACAAAGUUGAAAAUCUGGAGGACCAGAAGCUGCAGUAUGAGAAGAAACUCAAAGUAACUAAGGUUGAGAUCAACAGCCUUCAGAAGCUUUUGCUCAGUAAAAAUGCUGAAAUCGAGAGCCUGCACACUCAGCUGAUGGCCAGACCUUCACUUAACUCCGACAGCUCAGACAGAGAUCAGGAACUGCAGCGACUUAAGACUGGAAUGAAAUCACUAUUAGCUGCCAAUGAUGAAAAGGACCGGCGCAUUGAGGAGCUCACUCUGCUACUUAAUCAGAGCAGACAGUUCAGGGAAGCUCCUCACAACUCCAGGCAAGCCCCCUCUGCUGUUCAUUCUCUGUCUAACGGUCGGAGUCCUUCAGUAAGCAGUGAAGAAGGAGAGCACGGCUCAAACAAAAACGCUGACUCUGCAAGUGCCAAAUCUGACGAUCUUAAGUCAGAAGUCUCAACAAACAGUAAUUCCUCCCAGCAAGCAUCUCUUUUAUUAGUUUUGAAGGAAAUUGAUUCUAGAACAGAACCACAGAAUUCAUCAGACAGCAUGAAUGACUUGACAGAUGAACACCUGCCAAAGGGUGGUCUGGGUGACAGUAAAAGUCAGACUUUGCCUGUGAAAGCCUCUUUGUCCGAGCAAACUGGCACAGGGGAGACCGGCACAGAAAUCCAGAGGUCUCCAGAUGGGAGUGAAGAUGGAGACUCCAGCCAAAGCACGCUGGAGAGAGCUGAUGACAGCACAUCCAGUGAUAAUUCCCCUGCGCACUGUGGGACGAGCACUCAGCCUGGCCACCGCGCUGUGGGCUCCUCGGAGUACAUGAAGAACAACCGGAGCUUCAAGAGGCUCUGGGGGAAACUUCGAAGAACCCAGUCCGGAGGUUUCCAAGCAGCAGAUCCAGAUGCCAGUCAGUUCAGAAGAGGAGGUCUGCGUGCAACGGCAGGACCCCGGCUCACAAGGUCCCCUGAGCAUGACUCUGCGCGAGAUAUGAAUAUUCCAUUCAGCCAGUGGACCAAAGAGCAAGUGUGUGGCUGGUUAGAGGACUAUGGUCUGGGCCAAUAUGUCACUCUAACCAGACAGUGGAUUGAGCAUGGCCAGACCCUUCUAUCUGCAGCACCACAGGACUUUGAAAAGGAGAUGGGCAUGAAGCAUCCACUCCACAGGAAGAAGCUGCAGCUCGCUCUGAGGGCAUUCACCACUAAAAUUACAGAGAAGUCUUCUGAACUGGACCACAUCUGGGUCACCCGCUGGUUGGAUGAUAUUGGUUUACCUCAGUAUAAAGACCAGUUCCAUGAAGCUCGAGUAGAUGGUCGGAUGUUACAAUAUCUGACUGUGAAUGACCUCUUGACCCUGAAGGUCACCAGCCAGCUUCAUCAUCUCAGCAUCAAAUGUGCUAUUCAUGUCCUUCAUGUCAACAAGUUCAACCCAAAUUGUCUUCGACGCAGGCCGGGUGAAGAGAAGCAGCCCUCCCCAUCAGAGGUGGUCCAGUGGUCAAACCAUCGAGUGAUGGAGUGGCUCAGAGCAGUGGAUCUGGCUGAAUAUGCUCCUAAUUUACGGGGCAGUGGCGUCCAUGGUGGACUGAUUAUCCUGGAGCCUCGUUUUAGCUCGGAAACUUUGGCCCUGCUCUUAAAUAUUCCUCCCCAGAAGACUCUGCUUCGCCGUCAUCUCGCCACAGCCUUCGCUGCUCUAGUUGGGCCCCAAGCUAUGCAGGAAAAACGAGAGUAUGGCAAUGCCACAGGGCAUGUUCCUCUCACUACAACUGCUAAAGUAAAACCAAAGAAGUUAGGGUUCACCCAAUUCAGUCAUCUCAGAAAGAGAAGACCUGACGAUGCCGACUAUAUCUGCCAAAUAGACAGCGGAGCACUGACAGUCAACGGAGUUUCUCGUUUAUCCUCCACAGCACACCGAGGCCUCAGCCCUACUUUGGACAGGCAGGUUGAGAAGUGAGGGAGGGGGCACAGUAACAGCUCAAACCUCACUGUUAAUCAAAGAUAACUGUACUACGUGUGCCAAUCAAUCAAUAUCUUGUAAGGUCCGAAACAAAAUCCAUUCAGGAUGCAACAAUGAGGUGAUUUGCUGAAAGGACUGCAAACAGGCUGUAUUCACAUAGUGCAGGGGCUUUUACCAGUUAUUUAAUCUGUUAUUGCUGUAAUUUUGCAAUGAUUGCUGACAUAAUGUGGCUCCCUGCAUUCCUUUGUCAAAUAGAUUCUGAAGCUUAUACUUUUGCUAUUUACACUUUUGGAUAAUUUUGUAACUAAUAUUCUGCAGAUUUUUCAUAUCUACAGUCAAGCCUAAAAUGAUUUUUGUUCCUGGCAAAUUUUGACUUCAAAUUAUUCAACCAUAUUUUUUCCUGAUUAGACAUAAAGCAAGCAUCUCUUUAAAAAAUUCAAAGAGAAUGCACUUGCUCCACAUUUUCCAGGGUUAAUAAAACGUUUUGACUUAACUGCAGGUUGCCUGUACAGUAUAUUUUAUAUCAGUUUCUUUAAGCAUGAGUAUUUUCAUUAUUUUGACUCUUUAUAGUAAAACACAGUAGAGUUCUGCACUUUAAAAUAAAGCUUCUGUUUAAACAA